AUGGUGGUGUUCCGAAACGAUCCUUGUGGUAUCACUUGCAUUGUUUUGACGUACACAGCCGUCUUUUACGCAGAUUAUGUCGUCAUUGAGUGGCUAAUUAUACCAUCGUUAUCUGGCAGUUUAUGGGGAGGAUUUAAUGCCGUUUUAUUUAAUGUCUUGGUAUUUUUGAUUUUAAUGUCCCAUGCAAGAGCUGUCUUCUCAGACCCAGGAAUAGUUCCACUGCCAUCAACAGCAAUCGACUUCUCUGAUGUCCGUGCUGGCCAGACACCUAAAAAGAUCUUUGAUAAGUCUCUUGCCUUUCCAUAUCAUCGACUCUUACUCUAUCCCCAUUGCCAACAAUCUACCAAGGAUGAACAUGAGGAAGGGGAAAGUUGGACAGUUUGUCAAAGAUGUGAAACGUACCGACCUCCUAGAGCACAUCACUGUAGAAUAUGUAGACGAUGUAUACGAAAAAUGGACCAUCACUGCCCAUGGAUCAACAACUGUGUUGGGGAGUUCAAUCAGAAAUUUUUUAUUCAGUUUUUAUUUUAUGUGGGUGUAGCGGCCGUGUAUGCGAUUGUACUCGUCUGUAUAUCAUGGGUGGUGGGUUGUAAAACAUGUGAUAUUAGUGGCAGCUAUCAGAAUGGCAGAAUAGCGCAUACAGUGAUCCUGAUAGUUGAGUCCAUUCUAUUUGGAUUUUUUGUUCUUGCCAUUAUUUGUGAUCAGCUAUCAGCAAUAUUUGAUGAUGAAACUGCAGUGGAAUCAAUUCAGAAGAAAAACAAUGGCUAUGUUCGUGUACGGAAAUCAAAAAUGGUGCUUUUGUCGGAGGUAUUUGGGCGUGGCCCCAUGAUAUUUUGGCUUUUUCCCUGCCACCAAGGAUCAACAACUUCACAUCUUCAGCCUCCGCAGUACGAUGUCUGACCCACCGUAAUGUGCAUUACCACCCCUAUUACUUAGUACGUUC
Messenger RNA from Saccoglossus kowalevskii, 943 nucleotides. RefSeq names its product palmitoyltransferase ZDHHC3-like. Gene Ontology annotation, molecular function: palmitoyltransferase activity. Lineage: Eukaryota; Metazoa; Hemichordata; Enteropneusta; Harrimaniidae. The record is from RefSeq and is a predicted model, not a curated record.